This is a messenger RNA of Mytilinidion resinicola, 280 nucleotides long. RefSeq lists its product as uncharacterized. Lineage: Eukaryota; Fungi; Ascomycota; Dothideomycetes; Mytilinidiales; Mytilinidiaceae. The record is from RefSeq and is a predicted model, not a curated record. The transcript is spliced from 4 exons. Gene Ontology annotation, biological process: mitochondrial electron transport, cytochrome c to oxygen. The coding region runs from base 6 to 215 and encodes 69 amino acids.
UCACCAUGGCUGGCUUCGUCUACCGCAAGAACCGGGUCCCGGAAUACCAAGCCCUCUUUCAAAAGCACGAUGGUGUUCGACAAUGGUGGAAGACACCCCGCAGUCCGUUCAUCAUGUAUCCGUACUAUGCGAUGCUCUGGACUGGAUUUGCCGGCAGCAUGUACAUGAUGGGCCGCACUGUUCUGGGCCACAAGACUUGGUUCAGCGAGGGUUAGAGCGGAGGCAUACCUGAUGACCGCGCAAGCACUGCACUCGGGUUUUGGAGAGUCGGUAGCUACCC